Messenger RNA from Ornithodoros turicata, 5578 nucleotides. It is a transcript of the gene l(3)76BDm, whose product is annotated as trafficking protein particle complex subunit 8-like. The record is from RefSeq and is a predicted model, not a curated record. Bases 218 to 4384 code for a protein of 1388 amino acids. Lineage: Eukaryota; Metazoa; Arthropoda; Arachnida; Ixodida; Argasidae. The transcript is spliced from 28 exons. Gene Ontology annotation, cellular component: TRAPPIII protein complex.
GGGGCAGCGGGCAGCGGCAGGUGGAGGGGGGCGCAUGUGCUGGCGUCUGGCGUGAUGUGACGGUGAUAUUGGUGAUAUGUCGCGAAGUUGGAGGUGUCUCCUAGCGACCACUGUUCUUAUGAGAAUGUCGCUGUUGGUUACUCGGUGAUUAUGCACGAUAAUUAAACGACUAUCAGAGUCACAGUUUGCAGCCAAUGCGUGAUUCGUGACGGUGGGUAUGGCAAAGCAGAGCGCCCAAGAGUUCAUUCAAGGAGUUUUCUCGCCUAUGGUCGCCGUCUUGUGCAGUUCUGAGGCGGAAGACCUUUGUAAAAAGAACAAUCUGUCGUUCGUUGAGCUACUACAGCCAUUCUGUCAGUCUGUAGAAGUUACAGUGAAACCUCCAACUGGCACACAGGCACCAGUGGCAGCAAAGCUACGGCUUGCAAUCAGAGACCUACAUAAUCCUGUCCCUCACUUGGCUGCCUCAAAGAAGCUUCUCAAUGACUCUGUAGCAAACGUCCAGCCAGAUUUGGACAACCGGUCCUCCUUGACCAGUAUCAAAGUGGGAUGUUACAGCCUGCAAGUUUCCAGUUCGACUCCAUGGUUCAACUCCUACCGGGAUGUGUUCUUCCAAGUUAUGCCUCCUUUAGAGCAUGACUUCACAAGGCAUUUCUUGGCAUGUAUAUUCGUAGUAGCUUCAAGUCAGCCAUCACCGCAAGAGGAGAUACAGCGGUUGGCGCAAAGUCAACAUCACUGCCAACUUAAUGGGAGUCACCACUCUCGCUGGUUUUUUCCUCAUGUGCUCAAAUAUUACGUUCUACUGCAUGAUGUUGCGCAGGGAGAUCUUACCAAGGCUGAGGCACUCUACCAAUCGAUGACAAAUUUGUACGGGUCAAGCUGCUGUCAUUUGCUUCAAGUGAACUCUGUUUUGCUGGAAGAUACCUAUUCAACCCUUCCGGACUUGUGGUCGCCAUUUUUGAGUCAGCAUAUAGGAACAAAGAGUGAAGUGUCAUCCAGACUGACCUCAACCAGCACAGCUCAAGAUGAUGACCUUUUUCAACAGGGAGGGCAAGGAACAACGGAGGUUGGCAUGCGAAGUAAUAGUGGAGUACAUCAUCCUUUGCUGAGCAGUGGAGAUUCCCCUUCACCAACUAUGGAUAUGCAACCUUUAUCAACAUCAGAGAAACGACGGCAACCUGGGGUGUUACUUGGUGCCUGUUUAUCGCAGAGUGACAGAGAAAGGGUCACUGUCUUUCUGCAAGAUUUUUGUGCUCAUAGUCUUGUGCCAUAUGCAGAAGAACAAAUGAGGCUGCUUAAUGACCAGGUUACAAACAAGAAAGGCAUACAUCGUUCUUUCAUGAAUGUCAAGAAAUUGUUUGCGGGAAGCAAAACUGGUCCCCAAGGGCCACAUGCAGCUGUUAAUUCUGUUGUGUAUAGUCAAGAUGCCCCAGAGCUUCAAGUGCGACGCCUUGGUGAUUUGGCAUUUCUGUUUCAGCUGUAUGAGUUUGCUUAUCAUGCAUAUCAUAGUGCCAAAAGGGACUUCAGCAGUGACAGUGCUUGGCUUCAUUUUGCUGGAGCACAGGAAAUGGCUGCUUUAGCUGCAUUUAUGGCUGGCAUCAGUGUGCAACGUCCAUUUCCAAUGCGGUACAUGGAUUCUGCCAUAGAUCUCUAUCUUAACACUUGCAAGCUUCCUCAGCUGGCAACUCGAGCUGCUCUUUUAAGUACAGAGUGCCUACGUCAACUAGGGCAGCAUUCCUCUGUGGCAGCGCAACUUAUACGAUUGACCAGUGAAGAUUCUGACCUGCGCAGCGCCUUGCUUCUUGAACAAGCUGCAUACUGUUUUCUUUUGCAUCAGUCUGCAUCGAGUACAAAUCCCUCACCACUUCCUUCAGUACGCAAGUAUGCUUUUCAUGCUGUGCUUGCUGGACACCGCUACAGUAAAGCUGGCCACCGCAAGCAUUCGCUAAGAUCUUACAGAGAAGCACUUCAGGUAUAUCACGGUCGUAAUUGGAGCCUAGCAGAGGACCACAUCAACUUUACAAUAGGGCGUCAGUCUUUAUUCUUGAAAUUGCUUCAAGGAGCUCAUGAAGCAUUCCACUGCUUACUAUCAAAACAUAGUGAGCAAAGCCCUACACAGCAGCUCCUCUUCCUCCGGGAGUUCCUCCUUGUGCUCAAGAUGCUACGGGAAGGGGACAAUGAGAUGGCCCCAGUGUUGCUUCCCCUCCCAGAGGUGAAUGCAGUAGCCACAAGAGUUCACCUGGGAAGUAUUGCUUCUGAAGAUUUCAGUGGCCAUCUGCCCACCUGGAUAAAGCUUGAAGAGCAAGCGUCUGCUGUGGCUUCUGGUGGCUCUCCGCCAAUUGCCUUUCGCCCUCAGCUGAACCUGCUGGACAACAAAACGGACAACAGCUACAGACCCCUGGCUGUAGUUAAUGAGCCUAUCACAGUUGAACUUGAGCUACAAAAUACCCUUCAGAUUCCUCUGCACCUCAGCAAAGCACAUUUGUUAUGGAGCUUUGUACCAUGUGGAGACAGCAACAUCAUCAGCAAUGACAUCACGUCUAAAUCAGUUGAAGAAGCAAAUUGCAUUGUUUCAACUGAGGUUGUAGAUGAAAUUUUGUUCGAGUCUGGAAAGAAAAACAAGGUCUUGCUGUGUCUGACACCUCGAAAGACUGGGGACCUUCACAUAACUGGUUUUGCAUAUCGUGUUGGUCUUUCCCCCAACCAACUGGACACCACCUCUGAUUUGAGCCCAUUGCCUACCCCAGUAUUGGGUCAGCAGCUGCUUUCCCUGCGUGGCCCUAAACUGAAAAAUCCAAAGCAGGCUAAGAAUGGACAGCUUUAUGCUCCUGACUGGCGAUUGCAUCCAACAGUUGUUGCUGCUAUGCCUCGGCUGAGGGUGAGCUUCAGUCACUUGCCAACACAGCUGCUUUGUGGUGAAGUCCAAAGGUCAACGCUAUACCUUUCCAAUGAAAAGGAUUGCCCUGGUCUUUCUUCACUCCUGAUUGCUUCACCCACUCCAGAACUUUUCUGCCUUGGUUCAGGGGAUGAAGAGCACGCAUGCACAGAGGACUCUGGAGUAUCCUACUGUGAAAAACCCCUUCCGCCAGGCAAAUCAGCUGCUGUUUUGGCACAAAGAGCAGAAGUGUGCCAUGUGUGUAUUCCACCUCCUCAAGCGAUGAAAAUAGCAGGAGGAGAGAGUGUAUCUUUACCUUUUUGGAUUCGUGGCCCUGAUACAUCUGGCAGGCAUGUGUUGAGGCUGCUGUUUUACUAUGAAGGGGUUGGUGAGAAAAGCAAGUUUAUGCAUCGGGUGUUAUACUACAGCAUUCAUUUUACUACGCUACCAUCUUUGUCCCUGCAAGCAUCAGCGUGGCAGAGCAUUUCUGCUGGGCCAGGGAGUGUCCCAGAUGGUGCGCUGGUUUCCUUGCAAGCAAAUAAUGACAGUGAAGUAAACAGUGUGUAUAAUGUGGACCUCAGCUUACUUCAAGUUACCUGUGUGAGCAAAGUAUGGAGCCUUGCUGCCCUUUCAACACAUCUAAAGCCAGGUAUUGCUACAGUGAAGCCACAGGAAACAAAGAAUAUUGUCAUGAAAGUUGUACCUUUCAAUCUUAAAUUGGGCCAAGAUGAUACAGCAGUUGUAUCACAGCUGCCGUUAACUAGAAUUCAGAUGGAGAGUGCACGGACACCGUGCCUGGACUUCUGCUGGCGAAGCAGUGCAGAAUUACCUCUUUUCAACCAGAAUUCCCCUCCGUUUCCGAAGAUUGUUGCAUCUGAUGAAUCUGGUGCAAGCGACCACCCAAUAAGUAUAACGUUGGCUGUAAUUUGGAAGGCUGCUGUAGACAGAGAUGGCCAGGUAUGUGUGGUUAUGGGUCAGCAGCACCUGAACUUGCACGAUUUUCACGUGAUAUACUCAUCUACACCAGGACAAAAACAGGUAGACUCUCGGCUAACUGUACCUGUAUAUCCAAACAUUGGCUUGAUUGCUCCAACCUUCCAGUAUGUACGCUGCACACUGAUGCACCCUGCUCAUGUGAAGCAUGACUUUGCAUCCACAAGACUGCUCCUGAUAUCUGUGAAUCUUGUUGUUCACAACCCAAGCUUUAGAGCUGUAACAGUCCAAGCAGAGCCAGCUGUUCGUACACCACCUCCUGUUGUGGCAAUGAGCCCAGUGAGUACACCAGAGCUUGUGGCAACAGAUGUUGGAGGUUUCUCAUGGGCAACUAGGGUGCGGCGCCUAAGUGCUGUGCGGUCUCGUGAUACAGUUGCUCUUACUUUCACUGCUGCCUUCUCUUCCCCUGGCACUUACAAUAUGGCCUCUUUGGAAGUGACUGUAUUCACCAGUGAGGGGCAAAAAUCACAUGAAGUCCUCUGCCCUAGUCUAAUGGUUGUGCAACAGCAGGGUCUGUGAGGAUGUGCAGUGCUUUGGAUUCAGUGUAGCAAUCGAUGAUCAUGGAAGUAAUGUUAACCAUAUUUUAGACAUAAGUUGUUAGUCCAAACCUGUGGUGUUGCGGCCAUUUUGACAUGGCUUUACACUUUUGACACUUUCCAGUUUGUAAGGUUGAGUUACCUAGCAGUGUGGGCUUCCCAAAAAUUUGGAGUUGGAAAAUUUUCUUAUGAAAUAAUAAUGAAGACUACGUUUUCCUUACUUCUGCUGAGUUGAGCAGUAUAGCACUUGAGCUAUGAAAAACUGGAGCUGACUUUAUUACUGGCCAUCAUUAUGCUGUGCAUCUGUUGGGUGUCGGUAUUGUUUCAGAAUGCAGUUCUUUUGAGACCUAUCAAAGUAACCUGCACUGUGUAGUGUGUAUCAGUAUAUGCCCCCUUUCUUUGUACAUUACGUAAGACACGUCAAGCAAUGUUUACCAACAAAUGCAAAUUGCAGCAUUGUUACAUGGCAGAUGGCUUUGCUAGAGGAACUAAAGGCUUCACUAUGAAUCGAUAAAUGCAGGAGCUUGUUCAAUGAAUUUCACCAGUAAACAAGAGACACGGAUACUUCCUAUUUACACAGACAUCAAAAGAUGUGAUGAACUCGGACAAAUCAUUGUCAUAUUUGAUAUCAUUGCUUUCUUCCACCCCCCCCCCCCCCCCCCUGGAUGCUAUAUAAUUGAGAAAAAUUUCUACCAAAAGAUCUUCCCCACUUUUUCUCAUGCAUUGCAAAUAGAAUUACAGGAAGCAUGGGCCUAUAACACGGACUCUCUGCCACUUUGAGUGCAUCCACCACCACUACCACCAUUUCAGCCUCUUCAAAACUCCUUUUCCAUCGUAGUGGUGAGGUGGCAGUGGAAAAGGUGCAUUAAAUUAGGUUUGGCAUGCAUUGAUGUCUCUGGUCGUGUUAACCUGCUUGUCCUUGUUGGCAUCGAGCAUCACAUCAUAGCUUAGCAUCUCUUUUAGAGCAGGAUGAAUACCAGUAACUUGUAGUAAAGAACUGCAAAUGUGGAAUCAAUUAGUCAGUCAGCAGUUAUUGUUGAACAAAAUGUGCUGUGGGAAGGUGUGCUUUGAUGCAUUUUGAUAGCAUCACAUCAUAUCUGACCAUAUCACUACGGUAGGCACCCUCACAGAAACUACAGGGUGUUUGCUCUAACGUGUCAAGAAAUUAUAUUUAAGG